This is a messenger RNA of Rosa chinensis, 1884 nucleotides long. RefSeq lists its product as uncharacterized. Lineage: Eukaryota; Viridiplantae; Streptophyta; Magnoliopsida; Rosales; Rosaceae. The record is from RefSeq and is a predicted model, not a curated record. Bases 1 to 1884 code for a protein of 627 amino acids. Gene Ontology annotation, molecular function: protein dimerization activity. The transcript is spliced from 6 exons.
AUGGCAUCUUCCGGAGGAUCUAAUGUUACUAAUGAAGUGGAUAGAUCAUUGAGGCGUGGGUCAAACGAUGUUGGAUGGGACUUUGCGGUGUUGGAGGAUCCACACAACUUAGAUAAGUUGAAGUCCACAAUAGAGGGAGCAAAAAUUAAGAGAAUGCAAAAGGAUAUGCAUGAGAAGGAAGUGAGGGAAGAAGUUGAAGUUUCUCAAUCACAUGAUGUAGAAGAUGUAGAAAUUGAAGGGACAAGUUUGUCAAGAAAAAGGCCGCACUUUCUUGGGCCUAUAGACAAGUUUGCAUCUUCAAUCACUCCCGAGGAUUCAAUUGAUGGAAGCAAGAAGAUGCGUCAACAAAACAUUAAUGAUGCCAUUUGGAAGGAAAGAACACAUAGUGUGCAUCAAUGGUUGGCUAGGUGGGUGUAUGAAGCCAGCAUUCCAUUUCAUGUCAUUGAUAAUGAUAGCUUCAAAAGAUUUGUAGAAGCGGAAGAGGUUGAGAGGACUAAAAAUUCACUCAAGAAGCAUGAAGAAGAGUGGGCAAAGAAUGGUUGGUCCAUUAUGACCGAUGCUUGGAGUGACCGAAAAAGAAGAAGCAUUAUGAACUUGUGUGUCAAUUGCAAGGAAGGCACUACUUUUCUUUCUUCAAGGGAAGAUUCGGAUCAAUCACACACCAGGGCUUAUAUCUUUGAAUAUGUUGACAAAUGCAUUGAAGAAGUUGGGGCACAAAAUGUAGUUCAAGUAGUGACGGAUAAUGCUACUAACAAUAUGGCGGUGGGGAAUUUGUUGAAGAUAAAGAGGCCAAAUAUAUUUUGGACUUCAUGUGUCACUCAUACAUUGAAUCUCAUGCUUCAAGGGAUUGGUAACCAACCAAGAUUCAAAGGAGUGAUUGAGAAGGCAAAUGCAUUCACUAUCUUUAUCUAUGCACAUCACAAGACAUUGGCUUUGAUGAGGAAGCAUACAAAGAAAAGAGACAUAGUGAGGCCGGGAGUCACUAGAUUUGCCACUUUCUUCCUAACUUUGCAAAGCUUGAUGGAGAAGAAGAGUGAGUUGAGGUGCUUCGCCUUGUGGAUGGGGAUAAAAAGCCAUCAAUGGGCUUUUUGUAUGGAGAAUUACUCAAGGCAAAGGAAGACAUUAAAGAGGCAUUCAAACAUCAAGAGGCCAAUUAUAGAGAUUAUUGAUGAGAAAAGCCGUGGUCGUCUUGAUAGUCCAUUACAUUUGGCGGCUUACCUCUUGAACCCCUAUUACUUCUACAAGGAUGAAAACAUUCAAUAUGAUCAUGUUGUCAUGGAAGGGUUCUUUCUUUGUGUGGAGAAGUUCUUUCCCAAUGACCUUGAGACCCAAAGUGUGAUGACAAAUGAAGAAUUGUUGCUGUAUAAGAGCAAAGGGGGAGGAUUUGGAAGAGCAAUAGUUAAGUUGGGAUGUGCAAAGAAUGAUGACAAGUAUGAUCCGGUUGGAUGGUGGUCCAAUUAUGGAAAUGCAACACCCCAAUUGCAAAAAAUGGCUAGAAGAAUACUCUCUUUAACUACAAGUUCAUCCGGGUGCGAGAGAAAUUGGAGUACUUUUGAGGGAAUCAUCUACAAAAAGAGAAGGGCUCAAGAGUUGGGUGUAGAUGUGCUACUUGGUAAUGAAGCUAGCAAGGCUCAAGGGUGGAUUGUGGAUGGUGGUGAUGAAGAAGAUGACUCGGAUAUUAUUAGUGAAAUGGAGGGAGAGUCUUCGGGAGUGGAUAGUGGGCUUAGGAGAAGUUCUAGAAAUGUAGAGGUAAGAGAGCUUCAUGAUGAAGAUUUUGUAUCGGAUGAGGACACGGAAGAGGAGGGAGAAGAAGAGGAUGUUGAGUUUGAGUCCGAUACCGAAGGAGUCUUGGAUGGAUAUGGAGGGGAAGAGUUAGAGAUUUAG